CGGCGCGCGGGACGGGGCUCGACCGGCCUCUCGUGCGUGGGCGCCUCGGCCCUGUGUCCCGGCUCGCAGACCCCCGAGGACGCUUGGCCGGGGCAUCCCGCUCGCUGGAGCCGGGAGCGGGUCGGGCCGCGCGGACGGGACCGGGCUGUCGCUCCCCGAGGCGCUGACGCCGUCCGCUCGGUGGUGUAGAUGGGGCAGUGCCCGGCACUCCCCGGGACGUCGGACAGGCAGUGGGAGCACGGAGCAGAUGCUAGGAGGGGCAGAGCAUGUAAGAGGACUGCUUUAGUCCUCUUACCGGAUUAAACCGGGCUGGAUCCUGAUCUGGUACUUAGCUGGCCAAAGGGACGUGGAGCUGGCUGGUUCACAUUGCCUGUGUCUGGUUUCCUGUGCUGUAAAAUGAAGCUUGGAGACCAGACCGUGCGACAUGGGGCUCACCAAGCAGUACCUCCGCUACGUUGCUAGUGCAGUUUUCGGCCUUAUUGGCAGCCAAAAAGGCAGUAUUGUCUUCGUGACACUCCGUGGUGAAAAGGGGCGCUACGUGGCAGUGCCUGCCUGCGAGCAUGUUUUCAUCUGGGACUUAAGGAAAGGAGAAAAGAUCCUCAUUCUUCGGGGGCUUAAACAAGAAGUCACUUGCCUGUGCCCAUCCCCAGAUGGACUGCACUUGGCGGUAGGCUAUGAGGAUGGCUCUAUCCGAAUCUUUAGUCUCCUGAGUGGGGAAGGAAAUGUGACAUUCAAUGGACACAAAGCAGCCAUCACGUCUUUGAAGUAUGACCAGCUAGGGGGCAGAUUGGCAUCUGGCUCCAAGGACACGGACGUUAUUGUGUGGGAUGUGAUCAAUGAAAGUGGUCUGUACCGUCUCAAGGGACACAAAGAUGCUGUCACACAAGCGUUGUUUCUCCGGGAGAAGAAUCUGCUGGUUACCAGUGGGAAGGACACCACAGUGAAGUGGUGGGACCUUGACACUCAGCACUGCUUCAAGACAAUGGUCGACCACCGGACUGAGGUGUGGGGAUUGGUGCUGGUGUCUCAAGACCAGCGACUCAUCACAGGUUCUUCUGACAGUGAGCUGCGUGCCUGGGACAUAGGCUACCUGCAGGAGGUUGAAGAUCCUGAAGAACCAGAGCCCAAGAAAGCCAAAGGGUCUUCACCCAGGGAACAAGACCUGCGUGAGUUCCAGGAUGUGGCCCUUGAGGCGGAUGAAUCUCCAGAGGAUCGCAUCCUUACCUGCAGAAAAGCUGGGUCCCUAAUGAGGGAAGGAAGGGACAGAGUCGUGAACCUCGCUGUAGACAGAGCAGGCAAGAUUCUGGCUUGUCAUGGAACAGAUUCUGUGCUAGAAGUCUUUUCUAUCCUUUCCAAAGAGGAAAUUCAGAAGAAAAUGGAUAAGAAGAGGAAGAAAGCUAAAAAGAAAGCAAGAUUAAAUUCUGACAAAGGGGAAGAGGAAGAUCUUGAAGUCACUGUUGAAAUGACAUUGCAAGAUGAAAUUCAACGGUUGACCAAUAUCAGAACUUCUGCCAAAAUCAAGUCCUUUGACUUGAUUCACUCGCCGCAGGGAGAGCUGAAGGCCGUCUUCCUGCUACAGAACAACUUGGUGGAAUUGUAUUCACUGAACCCAUCGGCGCCAGCUCCUCAGCCGGCCAGGACCAACAGAAUCACCAUUGGGGGCCACCGCAGCGAUGUCCGGACCCUGUCAUUCAGUUCAGACAACAUUGCUGUCCUCUCCGCCUCAGCUGAGUCUGCUAAGAUAUGGAACAGGUCUACGCUGCAGUGCAUUCGCACAAUGACCUGUGAAUACGCGCUCUGCUCCUUCUUUGUUCCCGGCGACAGGCAGGUGAUCAUAGGAACAAAGACAGGAAAGCUCCAGAUUUAUGACUUGGCCUCAGGAAGUCUGCUGGAGGCUAUUGACGCACACGAGGGGGCCUUAUGGUCCAUGUGUCUCUCCCCAGACCAGCAUGGCUUUGUGACGGGGGGUGCAGAUAAAUCUGUCAAAUUCUGGGAUUUUGAGCUGGUGAAAGAUGAAAAUAGUACCCAAAAGCGACUUUCUGUGAAGCAGACCCGGACCCUGCAACUGGAUGAAGAUGUCCUGUGUGUCAGUUACUCUCCCAACCAGAAGUUGCUAGCUGUGUCUUUGCUGGACUGUACUGUGAAAGUUUUUUAUGUUGACACCUUAAAGUUUUUCCUCUCACUGUAUGGACACAAACUGCCCGUUAUAUGCAUGGACAUCUCUUAUGAUGGGGCACUCAUAGCCACGGGCUCUGCCGACAGGAAUGUGAAGAUCUGGGGUCUGGACUUUGGAGACUGUCAUAAGUCCCUCUUUGCACACGAUGACAGUGUCAUGUUCCUGAAGUUUGUGCCCAAAUCUCACCUCUUCUUCACUGCUGGCAAAGACCGGAAGAUUAAGCAGUGGGAUGCUGAUAAAUUUGAACACAUACAAACUCUGGAGGGGCACCACCAGGAAAUCUGGUGCUUGGCCAUUAGCCCUAGUGGAGACUAUGUUGUGUCAUCGUCCCAUGACAAGUCCUUGAGGCUUUGGGAGAGAACCAGAGAGCCUCUUAUUCUUGAAGAGGAGCGGGAGAUGGAAAGGGAAGCAGAGUAUGAAGAGAGUGUGGCCAAAGAAGACCAGCCAGCAGUCCCAGGGGAGACUCAAGGGGAGAAUUAUUUUACUGGGAAAAAAACUAUUGAAACCGUCAAAGCAGCUGAAAGGAUCAUGGAGGCUAUUGAGCUAUACCGAGAAGAAACUGCAAAAAUGAAAGAACACAAAGCCAUUUGCAAGGCUGCCGGGAAAGAGGUUCGUCUUCCCGUUAACCCCAUCCUGAUGGCAUACGGCAACAUCUCUCCUUCAGCUUAUGUGCUAGAGAUUUUGAAAGGAGUCAGAUCCAGUGAGCUGGAAGAGUCUCUGCUCGUGCUGCCCUUCUCCUACGUCCCAGACAUCCUCACACUCUUCAACGAGUUCAUCCAGUGGGGCUCUGAUGUCGAGCUCCUGUGCCGCUGCCUCUUCUUCCUCCUCAGGAUUCACUUUGGGCAGAUCACUAGCAACCAAAUGCUUGUGCCAGUAAUUGAAAAAUUAAAGGAAACAACUAUUUCCAAGGUCAGCCAAGUCCGGGAUGUUAUUGGCUUCAAUAUGGCAGGCCUUGAUUAUCUCAAGAGGGAAUUCGAAGCAAAAAGUGAAGUCAUGUUUUUUGCUGAUGCCACUAGCCAAUUGGAGGAGAAAAAGAGGAAGAGGAAAAAAAGGGAGAAGUUAAUCUUAACCCUGACUUAAGAUCUAAAUGUGGUACCUUUGUCGACUUUUUUUAACACAGAACUUCCAGACUGCAGAGUUAGUAGUAUCAGCUUUAAAAUAACCAGAUGACAAACGUCAUCAUCCACGUGUUGGAGAUCUCUGGAUGGUUCCAGCUAGCUUGGCCUGAAAGAAUUCCAAUCUGGCAGGCUCUCUCUCGAGCACACUCUCGCCUUCUCUUCUCCCUCUCCUCCCUCCCUCUUUCCCUCUCUCUCGCUCUGUCUCUCCAUCCCUCCCUUCCCCCCCCCCCCCCAGAACCAUGCUUAGUUUUAAAAAAGAAAAGAAAAUAUUCCUUUGCUGCCAAAGAUCAAUCCUUGAGCCCUGUAGGACUUCUUCCCUUUAUGUCCCAAUAGAAAACAAAGGAUUUUUCCAAAUUAGGUGGUUUUUUUUCCCCCCUCACUGGAUUUGAGAUGAGCGUUUCCACAGUUUUUCUUAUUUAAUGACAGGUUUGUUGGGUUAUUUACUACCUGUUUGUAUUAGGUCCUGCCUUCUACUGAAAUAAUCAGGUGUCUGAAUUGAUUGUCCUCAACCCAUUAAUACGUGCUGGCAUGGACUUAGAGAGCUAAAAGGAGCUAUAAAGUUGAUCUGGAACAGCCAACCUUAAAUUUAACCUUGUAGGUUGUUAUAUCUGUAUAUAAAAAGGCCUUUAUUGCUGUUUAUAUGUCUCUAAAUAAAAUUGUUAUUUCUA
This is a messenger RNA of Sorex araneus (European shrew), 3962 nucleotides long. RefSeq names its product WD repeat domain 3 (gene WDR3). Gene Ontology annotation, cellular component: small-subunit processome; Pwp2p-containing subcomplex of 90S preribosome. NCBI's taxonomy places the organism in Eukaryota, Metazoa, Chordata, Mammalia, Eulipotyphla, Soricidae. The record is from RefSeq and is a predicted model, not a curated record. Gene Ontology annotation, biological process: maturation of SSU-rRNA. Gene Ontology annotation, molecular function: protein binding; snoRNA binding. The coding region runs from base 425 to 3256 and encodes 943 amino acids. The transcript has 27 exons.